CGUAUUUGGAUUUAAUGGAUGGGGAGACUUCCUUAAGCUUAUCCGGGUUUCAACCACCUAGAACCAAGUUGAACCCUGUCCUUGCCAGCUGAAAAGCGAAGGCCUUCCCGAUUCCAUCAGUAGGACCGGUGAUUAAAGCCAUGACCCGUAUUUCUUGAGGUUUUUCCCGGGUCGGUACUCUGAUCAGCAUCUAAAACUUCAAUUCCACAUGCAACUUUUCCCCUUGGCCAACAACCAGAUUUUCCUCUUGAUGAUUUUUCAAAAAGUCUCUUCGUUUCCUGGACACUAGCACCUCAGCUUCUCUCAGUUACAUCAUAGAAUAUGAAACUUAAAAACUCAGCCCCCUGCCUCCAGCAUUCUGAUGCCCCCGUGCCCUGCCUUGCUUACCGAGUCAGCUCCUCCGUUGAAGUAAAUACUCUUAACUAGUGGUUACGAGUUUCAUGCUUUCUUGGACCUUUUUCAUAUAGAUGAAAUCGCUUAAAGAGGGGCUGAAAUUCCAGGCUCACGCCGUAAAAUCUGGUUCUGUUCCAACAGUUGUCGCCACCAAUCAUCUCAUUAGUUUGUACUCCAAGCAUGGACUUAUCCAAGAAGCUCAUAAAUUGUUCAAUGGAAUGCCUGAGCGGAAUGUCUUCUCCUGGAACACCAUUAUAAACGCUUGUAUGAAGUCACGGAGUUUCACUGAAGCAAAAAGCCUUUUUUAUUCUUCUCCCUGUAGAGAUACUGUCACAUAUAAUUCAAUGAUAUCUGGAUAUGCUCGCUCUGAUGGUUAUGAAAGUGAGGCUAUUGAAUUAUUUAUUCAAAUGCAAUUUGAUAAUGGUGUAUCUAGGAUCGACGAGUUUACGCUGACAACAAUGCUUAAUCUGGUGGCAAAGUUAAGGGUUUUGUGUUAUGGGAAGCAGGUACAUUCAUUUAUGGUAAAAAGUGGAAAUGAUUUGAGUGCUUUUGCACUGAGUUCUUUGAUCGACAUGUAUUCCAAAUGCGGGAGUUUUUGGGAUGCUUGCAGGGUUGUUAAUGGAUGUGGUGGUGAAGACUUGGCGGAUUUGGUCGUGAAAAAUGCUUUGAUUGCUGCUUGUUGUAGGGAAGGCGAGUUGGAAAUGGCGCAGGAGAUACUUUUGAGUAAUCAAGAGUUGAUUGAUGAAGUGUCUUUGAAUACAAUGAUCUCGGGGUAUGUUCAGAAUGGGUUCGAGGAGGAAGCAGUUCAACUCUUCAAGCACAUGGCAGAGGAGGGAUUUCGGUGGAAUGAACACACAUUUGGUAGUUUGUUGACAGCCUGUGCUGCUUUAAGGAGUUUGAAGCUGGGAAAGGAAGUUCAUGCAUGGGUUCUGAAAGAAGGAAUGUGUUUGAAUCCAUUUAUAAGUAGUGGCAUUGUUGAUGUUUAUUGCAAGUGUGGUAAUAUGAGGUAUGCUGAUAGAGUUCAUGAGACAGUUGCAGCGGGGAAUGUGUUCUCUAUUACUUCACUGGUUGUGGGAUAUUCGGCAAAAGGUGACAUGUCAGAAGCCAGAAGGCUUUUUGAUUCAUCACCUGAAAAAAAUUUUGUAAUGUGGACUGCCCUUAUCUCUGGUUAUGUGAAAUUGCAGCUAUGUGAGGAUGCUUUUGUUCUUUUCCGUGAGUAUGCAGCACAAGAGGCAACAGUUCCAGAUUCUGUGAUCCUUGUCAGUCUGCUUGGUGCAUGUUCUAUCCAAACCAGCGUGAAUCCUGGGAAACAAAUUCACGCAUACAUAUUGAGAACAGGGAUUACAAUGAAUGAGAAAGCAAAUAGUGCUUUAAUAGACAUGUAUUCAAAAUGUGGUUUUAUACUAUAUGCACAGAGACUGUUUCGAAGAGUUAGCAAAAGGGACACUAUUAUCUACAAUGUUAUGAUUGCUGCUUGUGCUCACCACGGAUAUGAAGAUGAAGCUAUCCAUCUUUUUGAGGAAAUGAUAGGGCAAGGCCUUCAGCCUGAUGGUGUCACUUUUAUUGCAAUUCUGUCAGCCUGCCGCCACGGUGGAUUAGUUGAAGCAGGUGAAAAUUAUUUCUUGUCAAUGACCAAAGAUUAUGCAAUCCCACCUGAAAUUGAUCACUAUGCUUGUAUGGUUGACUUGUACGGAAGGUCAAACCAACUAGAAAAGGCUGUAGCCUUCAUGGAAAAGAUGCCUGUCGAACCAGAUUCUAUUAUACUAAGUGCAUUUUUGAAUGCUUGCAGAGCAAACAGAAAUCUAGAACUCGCAAGAAUGGCAGAGAACAAGCUAUUGGAACUUGAGGGUGAUAAUGGAGGAAGGUAUUUCCAGUUAGCGAGUGUCUAUGCAUUGGGAGGCAAGUGGGAUGAAAUGGGGCGGGUGAUGAGGACAAUGAGAGGGAAGGAAGUCAAGAAACUGGCUGGUUGCAGUUGGAUACAGGUCGGCAGUGGAGUUCAUAUUUUUACUUCGGGUGCUAGAUCACACCCUGAAGUAGAGGCCAUAUACUGUACUCUCGAGCUCUUGAGCGAUGAACUCUAUGGUAAAGCUAGUUUGGAUGAAAAUGGUCCAUUACUGAUCUAAUGCUCAUAUUCUGCCAUUGCUCUUCCUGGAUUCUUUAUGACCUGAUGAUUUUAUUCAGGUGCACGAAGAAUAGUAGUGGUAGUUAACACUAAGGCAGAAGGUAUGCCAUACAUAUAUGGUAUAGAUUGAUAUAAUUUACUGAAUUAUUUAUUGGGUUACUUAUUCUUGCUUGAGGAAUGUUAUAGAUUUUGAUUCUUCAGGAUCCUGAAAACAUCUGCUGAUUAAUGCUAAUAUUUUGAAAAUGUUAUGAUAAUUAAAAAUCACGGGAAAACUACAUCUGAAGGUGAGAGCAUCAACAAGUAACCCCUCAAUUUUUGAGUAUGAGAUCUCCUUUUGGACCCAGCCCAAAGUGAGAAAGGCAAUGACUGGACUGAGUCAAAUCGAUUUACUAGCCAUUGUGGGCCACGUUCAUGGGCCUUUCACUUAGUGGGCCAAGAUCUUAACCCUACUUUAAUGGGCUAGGUCAACGGACCAGCCUGUGAAAAUGCCAGAUGGUAGCAAUACGUAUUAG
Molecule: messenger RNA, 3027 nt
Organism: Sesamum indicum (sesame)
Lineage: Eukaryota; Viridiplantae; Streptophyta; Magnoliopsida; Lamiales; Pedaliaceae
Source: RefSeq, a predicted model, not a curated record